UAAAGCAAGGCAGCGAAGGCAAAGGAGGUAGAUCGGAGAUGGAUUGCAUAGAGAUCGAGACUGCUGCAGAGGCUCUCGAGAGAUCUGUGAUAUUCCAUUUCGUCAAAGAGAUAGUUGGCUAUGUCCUCUACAUGCACCAGCAGAUCCCUGCAGUCUUGCAGGAUCUCAGCCUUGAAUUUGAUUCGUUGCAGUCAGAACGCAAAAAUUUGGAGCUGGUACUAUCGGAAGAGGAAAUGAAGGCAUCUACUCGAAGAAAACACAAUGGGAGAAUGAGAGAGCUGAAACAGGGAUUCAGGAAAUUGGAGAAGUUAAUGAAUUCCAUCUCUAAGCUCCAAACUGCUUUGCAACUGGUACUUAACGAGAUUCCUGAUAUCCAGGGGUUCAUUAUAAUCCUUGGAUCAAAUCCUGUUCGGCCUCAACAUGUUUAUGAGAUAUGCUUUUCACAUGGAAAAGUUACCAUGGAACUUACAAAUGAUUUCACAAAAAGCAAAGCAGCAGAUGCGCUUUCAAGAAAGGCGAUUCGAUCUCUUAUAUCCAAAGGAACAGAAUCCAUGCCUCAUGCGAGCCCCACGAAGUUGUUUCUUUUGGUUAAAGCUCCCUCUUCUUUCAACCUACCUGCUCAUUUUCUUCCUAAACGUGACUUCAGAUACAGCAAAAAGGUAGUUCCCUGCAGAUUGUGUGUCAAGUGUAGCAUCAAGGAUCAGGAUAUGGAUACAUCACAGCAUAGUCCUCAAACUGCAUCCCCUAACACAUCACUAGAUUCCACUGGGAAUGAUCUGAUCUGGUUUCAAUGUAGACACACAAUCAAGGGACUGCCCUCCACAACGCCACUGAUAGAAGAAUAAGAAGUUUGAUCUCACCUUGUUUUUUGAUCUCAUCCUUUCCGACUCCAGUUUCAUGUUCUGUUGUAUAGGUAAACCAAAGUUGGAAUGUUUUGAUUUUAUGGUGGCAAUCUGAUUAGUGCUAUUAGUAGUUUAUUUCCCCCCUGCAGUUAA
Telopea speciosissima is the source of this 995-nucleotide messenger RNA. RefSeq lists its product as uncharacterized. Gene Ontology annotation, cellular component: nucleus. The record is from RefSeq and is a predicted model, not a curated record. Gene Ontology annotation, biological process: regulation of exit from mitosis. The coding region runs from base 39 to 845 and encodes 268 amino acids. NCBI's taxonomy places the organism in Eukaryota, Viridiplantae, Streptophyta, Magnoliopsida, Proteales, Proteaceae. The transcript is spliced from 7 exons.